GGCAUGGCAUGGCAUGCAUUGAACCAGGGAGUGAGGCGGUGCGGUGCAGCGCAAAGCCAAGAGCUUAAGUAUCUGGCAGCUGUGGAGGAGGCAAACAACAAACAAAGAUCGAAUUAAUAGCCAACUAGCUUCGCUUCGUCUGCUGUCGGCCCGCAACAAAUACAGCUGGCAGAACUUCGCUGGCACGGUGGACAAACAUUUGUACAGUUUGGCGGCAGAUGGGUUGGCGCAAGCAUGGGAGGCACUAUAAAAGCCAGUUGAUGCGGCGACAGAUCAUCACAAACAUUUCCGGUGUUCUAGCACAAGCAUGUCAAACAAGUUCGCAUUGAUCUUUGCCCUGGCAGCCCUCUGCUGCCUGGCGGCCACAACUGAGGCAGCUGCUCAGCGACGCAACGGCCUGACACGCACGCCCAUCGAACAGGCGGAUGAGAUCAAGUCGACCGAUGUGGACAACCAAGAGGGGGACGAGCAGCAAAUCGAAGAGGAGGCCGAUCAGGAGGAGGAUAGCGAAAAGGCGGGCUCAAUCGCGGCGCAGUCCAACGAGCAUCGCAGCGCCGCCGUCGACUCUAAGCCAAAGCAAACUGUUGCUCAGCCCAGCAACGAGGAUGGCCGUGCCAGGCGUGUGAUCCGCAGGCGAGGUGGCAACCGUCGCAACAGGAGCAACCGCCGUCGUCGUGGUGGUCGUCGUCGUCGUGCUGGCCGCAGAAACCGUGCUGGAGUCCGUCGCACCGUCAGAAGGCGCUCGGGCCCACUGAGGGGCUAAACAGCCAAUUCCUCAAUCACUCAAUCAGACACGAAAACACACCGAUGUACUUAGGACAAUACAAUGCACACACACAC
Molecule: messenger RNA, 840 nt
Organism: Drosophila navojoa
Lineage: Eukaryota; Metazoa; Arthropoda; Insecta; Diptera; Drosophilidae
Gene: nur
Product: nemuri
Source: RefSeq, a predicted model, not a curated record